Homarus americanus (American lobster) is the source of this 12942-nucleotide messenger RNA. Its product is annotated as receptor-type tyrosine-protein phosphatase U-like. NCBI's taxonomy places the organism in Eukaryota, Metazoa, Arthropoda, Malacostraca, Decapoda, Nephropidae. Gene Ontology annotation, biological process: protein dephosphorylation. The record is from RefSeq and is a predicted model, not a curated record. Bases 196 to 5949 code for a protein of 1917 amino acids. Gene Ontology annotation, molecular function: protein binding; protein tyrosine phosphatase activity. The transcript is spliced from 39 exons.
CAGUUCGUGGUUUUAAUUUAGCAUCGGGUGUAUUACGUCCGGUAGUGAGGCGUCAUGAUAAAAUGAGGCUAGUGUUUGUCAAGACACUGUGGGAGGUGAGCAUUAAUCACGGUACUUCCACACACACACGCUAAGUUGCAGGUGUUAGCAGUGGACGGGUAGAGAGGGUUAUGUUCACUGCUGCAGGGACCAGUCAUGAUCAACUCUCCACUAACCGCUCUGGUGAUCUUUGUUGUGUCGACCACAGCUGUAUGCUCGGCAGACAAUAGUUGUCCUCUAUUCUCAGAUUUUACUUCUGGUAAUAACACUUACCAGCACAACUGCUCUGAGUUGUGUCUGGAUGAAUCACAAGAAAGCAACACUAAGCUCCAGGUGUAUGGAACUGAAUAUUAUUCUAAGACAUCUGAUGUUUGCCAGGCUGCCGUCCAUGCAGGCGCUGUUGGUCCACAGGGUGGGGAGGUCACCUUUACCCAAGACAAUACCAACCAUGACAGACGGGGCACUAUCAGAAAUCGCAUUAUUUCCAAGUCAUGGUUAAAUGAGGGAAUCAGCAAUCCUACAACUUUCAAGUUCUUAAAUUUUACUCCAGUCAUAGAUAAAGAAGACCUGGAUGGGGAUGUGGUGAUCAUUCAUGAUUCAUACAGUAAAUCUUGGACUGGGCGCAAGAUGAAUCUUGUCUGCCUUACUGACAAUACCACUAGAAUACUUGUUAAAACUGAUAUAACAAGUUGGAAAUAUAGAAAGUCUGAUGUUAAAGUUACUAUCUUAAGAUCUGCGCAACAGGGUGCUUCCCUGUCUGCAAGAAAAUCACAAAAUAUUCGAGCUGUCAGAUGCCUUGGAAGAACUGCAGCUACAGAUGUCCUGACUGUCAUACAAGCUAAAUACCAAACUUAUGUGGCAGAUACAAGCACCAUCCGUGCCAGCCGUGGAGACUACUUACAAGUCCCCAUCAAGAAAGUGGACAAAAACUCUCUCGACAAGGUGUUUCUCCGCAGACUUCCAGAUGAUUGGUCCCAUAAUAAUGACAGUUAUGGCAAUUACUCGUUACCACUGAUCUUUAAUAGAGUGUUGCCUGGCGAUGCUGGCAUAUACAUUGUAGGCAAUUGCCAAGAAUGUGCAUCUAACCCAAAACAGUUUAAAGAAAUGAAGGAUCUCUAUACUGAUAGUGCAUAUUUUCAUCUGAUUGUUCGUGAUUGUGAGUCUGAAUAUUAUGGGGCCAACUGUCAGUCUCGGUGUCCAGAUUGUGAGAAUGGUGGCAUAUGUCAUGCAGUGACUGGAUCCUGUGUGUGUCCUCCAGGCUUCCAUGGCCCUACUUGCCAGAAAGCUUGUGGCCAUGACUUGUUUGGGAGUCGAUGUCAAUUGCAUUGUAACAAGAUCACCCUUGGAUUUAGUCCUGAAAGCGAGGAACACUGUCUGGGCUUGAGGAUCUGUGUACCAGAACCUUAUGGCUGUUCCUGUGCUCCAGGAUAUAUGGGUCCCUUCUGUGAUAAGAAAUGUACAGAGGGAAGGUAUGGUGCUGAUUGCUCCCAGGGUUGCGAGUACUGCAGUGACAACCUCUGUGACAAAACCAGUGGUAAAUGCUCAAGUGGUUGCUUAAUGGAUAUUCCUUGUGCAGAUGGAAUGCCACUGGACCUUCCUCGCCUACGAACUCCUCCUAAUGUUUCUGAUAUUAAAAAAAAUUCACUUGUUGUGAAAUUUUCUCCUUGGAGCAAUGAAGAAGAUGAUGGGUCUGAUGAAUUCAACAUUUCUAGUUAUAAGCUUCAGCAUCUUAGAGAAGAUAACAACACCUGGGUGGAUGUGAAGGACUACUUCCCUGACAUUGUGUCAGGUCAAGUUACAGAGAAAAUAGAAGGCCUUGACCCUGGGUUCCAGUAUGUGUUCCGGGUGUUGGUGAUGACACCCCAGGGUGCUGUGGAUGGCUCAACCAACAAGAGAGUUCACAAUGUGUCUGUCACGACUAAAUGUUAUGAGCCAACACUGUAUCUGCUUAAUGUGUCAGAGGUCACCAAUCAGUCUGCUGUUAUAAACUGGGAAACUCCUGGGAAUCAUGCUCGAUGUGGAAUGCAGUACGACAUUCAGCUAAUGACUGGUAGCCGAGAAGAAUUUAUUCACCAACAUACAACAUCAAACUCGUCAUACCACCUAAGGACUUUAAAGUCCAAUACGAGUUAUGUUGUUAACAUCACUGCCAGGAAUAAUAAAUCUGAAGUGUCCUUGUCUGUACAGUUCAUCACUCUUCCUAAUGCACCAUACAGGCCAAUUGUCACAGUGAUGCCCAGUGGGGUGGGGAACCUUGGUGUAUCUUGGAAGUUGCCGCCAGAAUCCAGUAGUGUAGACUCUUAUAAUGUAAUGUACAAGUUGUUGCAGUACAAGGCAUGCAACAGAACAGUGGAUCCUCCACAGGAUGUUAUCCAAGAAAAGACAUCUAACAAUAUUAUUGAACUGCAGGAUUUAAAGAGUUAUGCCACAUAUGAAGUAUGUGUGGUGGCUGAGAACGAGGGUGGAGAAAGCCCAUCAGGGUGUUCAUCAAAUGAUACAUUGCCUAACUCUCCCAGUGUUGAUGUGGAAAAUUUUACUUGCACACCCAAGAAUCUCAGUGGAGUUUCCUGCAUAGCUAACUUAAGUAGUGGCUGUGAAGCAUAUAAUGGAGCAAAUACCACCAUUGAAGUUCAACUGCUUGCUUUUCUGGAAUGUGAGAAUGAAAAUAUCAUGUUUAAUAAAUCAAUAGACAUAAUAGAUAAGAAGAUUUCGGUUGAAUUCUCUGAGAAGUUGGUGGCUGCCAUGAUAUACAAAGCAUCACUAUCCAUUAUUAACCAUGUUGGGAAAGGCAUGACAGAAAACACUACCUUUAAAACUGUAGAAGCAUCACCCCCAGCUGUAAGAAACUUGUCUGCAAAUGCUUCUUCGAGUAAAGUUCGUCUAUUGUGGAAUGAUCCCUGUCCAACAAAUGGAAAUAUCACCCAACUUUGCUACAGGAAUGUGAAUUCUACAAGUGUAGAUACUUGCACAAAUGCUGUGAAAUGCGAGAUUGUUACAAACUAUGAACGCUGUGUUGAUAUUGCUGAGUUAGACCCUCAAAAAUACUACACAUUCAUGGUGGCUGCUGUGAACAGUGCUGGGAAAGGCAUCUUUAGUGAGCUUCAAGUUUUAACUCUUGUGACAAUUCCAGGACAACCAGAAAAACUUAAUGCUACUCGACUUUCCACAAGCUUAGAACUUGUCCUCUCGCAGCCGGUGAACCCUGGAGGCACUAGGCUUAAUUGCACAUUGCUGUUGAAGAAGAGGACCCAGAUAAUAAAACAAUGUACAGCAACUGUGGAAUCUGAAACUCGUAACCCAUUUAUUUGUAAGCUUGAUGAAUUGAAGCAAGGCACACGGUUUACAGCAGAGAGUGUGUGCUGUAAUUCUGCUGGAUGUAGUGAACCCUUAAACAGUGUUGUAGCCACUCUACCACUUUCACCUAAGCUUGAAGGGAAACUGAAAGUUGAAGAUAUGGAUGCCACCAGUGUUACUCUAAGUUUGCCCAAAGUUGUGAUGGAAGGCGACGGUGUCAGAUCUCUAGCAGUUUUAGUACAGCAGCUCAACAAGGAAAAACUGGAAAUGGCAUUUGACAGCUUUACAACUAAAUAUUUAAAUUUAAAACUUCUUGGCAAACAUGUGCAGGAAGAGAGUGUUGGAAGAUACAUUUCAAGUGAGAUGCGGUACAAGCGCCAAGCAGGUGACCAUCAUUGCACCGAUCUCUAUAUAGCUGCUGUAAUAAACUUGACGAGAGAGGGACUAAAUCAUGAAAUUCAUUUUGUGGUCGGUGAUGGUGAGACUUACGAAACAUAUCAAAAUUGUCCUCUGAAGACCAGUGAAACUUACAUGUUGGCCAUUGUUGCUGAAGUGAAUCUUGAAGGAGAAAGUAAAUAUGCAGAGAUGAGGCUGAAUGAACCUGUAGUUGUGGGUGUUGGUGGUCAUGGACUUGUCAUCACUCUGUCCAUCCUUGGUGGACUCCUUCUCCUUUUCAUCCUAGCGGUCAUUUACUAUACUCAACGUUGGAAGUCAAAAAACAGCAAUGGAGUAGAGCACUCAAAAGGUAAUGGAACAGUUGAUAGCUCAAGGAUUCCAAUGGACCAUUUCAACCAAUCCAUUCCAAACACCCUCACCACCCCAGCCACACCCCUGAGUGGUCCAGCAGCAGCAGAUGAAAAUAUCUAUGAAAACAUCUACACCAAGGAGGAUAACUAUAGAAAAUUUAAUAGGCGUGUUCCACGUCAAGAUGUUGAAGCCUAUUUGAAUAAAUCCAUUGGUUCUCAAGACACAAUGGAGGAAUUUAGGAGUGUCCCAUCCAAUAUUGGCAAGCCUAUGUUGGAUGGUCAGUGUCCAGAAAACAAGAAAAAGAAUCGCUAUAGCAACAACCUCCCUUAUGAUGAGACUCGUGUCAAGUUGUCAGUUAUCCAUGAUGACCCAAAUACAAAUUACAUCAAUGCAAAUCAUGUCUAUGGUUUUGGUGGACUUCUUAAGUACAUUGCUUCACAAGGACCCAAGGAUAAAAAUUUGAACACCAUUGGUGACUUCUGGCGGAUGAUUUGUGAGCAGCACAUUACAGUCAUUAUUAUGGUCGCUAAUUUUGUGGAAGGGGGAAAGAAAAAAGUGGGUGAAUACAUAAGUUUUGGGAGCAACCUUGUUGUGGAGGAUUACACUGUGGAGGUUGUCAACACAGACCAUCACUCUCAUUAUAAUGUUUCUCUUGUUCAGGUAUGGAAACAUGGUAUUGCUCACACAGUCAUACAUUACCACUAUACCAAUUGGCCUGACCAUGGGGUGCCCAGUGAGGCCCACAGUCUGGGCACUAUGCUGCGUCAAAUCAUCCAUACUCAUAUGGAGGGUGGUAUGGUUGUCCACUGCUCUGCAGGCAUUGGACGAACAGGUACUGUGCUGCAAGUGUUGUUACUUCAUGAGAUGUUGAUGGUACAAGGUAGCAUGGACCCAUUAGAAGUCCUGCAGCGACUUCGUGAAUGCCGAGCCCGAUUAGUUGAGAAUGUAGCACAGUACAACCUAAGUCUUCAGAUAUUUGAUGAAGUUAUGUAUGGAAGCAACACUUCCAUCGUUUCAAUUAAUUUUCCACAGCAAUUGGAAGAUUGUUUGAAGAAGAAUCAUAACCUAUAUCAAAGGGCUAAGGCUCUUCCUUCUGGCCUCACAUUUGGAGCCACAUCACAAGCUGAAUAUCAUUACCUGAACCGGAAUCCUACUAUUUUACCAUCAGUCUCUCAAAGAAUUUUCUUGAGCAUGGAAAAUGGGGAGACACUUUCCCAGUACAUUAAUGCUAUAAGAGUAAAUGGACUUGAUCAUCCCAAUGAAAUGGUGGUGACUGAACAUCCACUACCAACCACUCUGACCAAGUUCUGGAGACUUGUGGUUGAGAAGAAGUGCAUGAGUGUUGUCCUCAUCAACACAUUCAAUGACUGUGAAGAGGAUAUAUUUCCAUCAUUGUUACCAAGACAUGAUACUGAUCUGGUCCUCGGCAACUACACUAUCCGCACACUGCAUGUUGCUAACCACAGUUCCUUCAUCCAGUACUCUAUUGAAGUAUUCUCCAAACAGGAUAUUCAGGAGGCAGUCACAGUGUAUCAGAUCACCUCAUGGCCAUAUGGCAGUGAAGUGCCAUCCUCUCCUGAUGCACUAAUAGGUGUUUCUGAAAUACUGCUGCAGGCUCAUCACCACGAUACUGGACCAAUUUUAUUAUCUUGUGGAGAUGGUGUAACUGGCUGUGGACUUAUGGCAGCGGCCAAGUUAACCAUAGAGAAACUCCAAAAGUAUAAGACUGUAGACGUUUACCGUACUGUUGUGUAUCUUCUGCGUGCUAGACAAGAGUUUUUUGUGUCUCAGGCACAGUUUGACUUUCUCUACAUUGUUGCUGAUAAGUACCUGCAAGAUUUUGACACGUAUGUUAAUUUUCAAAUUUGAUUUCUUCUCAAAUGUUGAGUUUGCCACUAUCACAUUGAAGGAUAAGAAAACUUUUUUAAGAUUUAUUUAUUUGUGUACUGUGUUUAUGGCUUGCAUACAGCAAAAGGAUUUCAGUGGUCCCCCACAAAUGUUUGACGUUUAGUACAAAAUAGUCAUAAAAAAGCAAUUUUGUACAGUAGCAAAGUUAACUCCAUAAGGGAAAUAGGAGAUAAAGUUUGACUACCUCAAAAACACUUUACAGUACAGUAUGUGUUUUUAAACUGAAUUUUGUACCUUCAUUUUACUUACAGUAUUCUCUUUUGUCACUUGUUAGUGUCUUAGCCAGUUGGUCAGUUCUCUGUUACACACUAUUGGCAAGCACUGUGCAUGAAUGUGCUCUUGAACAUACCUGAACAUGUAUCAUUGUUGGUAACGUCUUGACUUAAAAGCUCACAUUCUGUAAUGUCAUAACAUUCUAUGACAAAUUAUUCCAAGAGUUUACAACUGUAACUUUAAAGAGUUAGCUCCAACAGUUUUCUGUAUUGAUAUCUUCUCUAACUUGAUGCUGUGACCUCAAGUGGGCCAAUCUUUUAAUUCCAAAUAUGUACGUUCCAGGUCGAUAAAAUAUUCAGAAUAGAAUAUAUAAUAAUAAUAAUAAUAAUAAUAAUAAUAAUAAUAAUAAUAAUAAUAAUAAUAAUAAACGGUUUAUAAAUAGAGUUGCAGCCGGUGGCUGAAAAUAUACACUUACAUUUGAUUUAGACAUAAUGAUAUAAUAUGCAUUAAAUACAUUUACAGCACAAAUGCAUACCGGUAUACAAAAUCCACCAUAUAAAUUCUUUGGUGAUAAUAGUGGAAGCUACUGGUAGUGGAUGGUGAGGGAAACUUUUUUGCAGUGAAAUAUUAUUGUGAACUCUUGGAAUACCCUGCCAUAGAGUGUUGCAGUAGCACAGAGAGUGAGCUCAUUUAGGGUCAGACUUGACCAAAUCUGGUACAGUGUGUAACAAAGAGAGGAAAGAUGGUGGUGGAGGAUAGUAAUGAUGGUGAAUGAUAAUGGUGGGGAAUGGUGACCAGUGAUCCUUCGAGGUUGCUCACCUCCACCAAGAGCCAAACACAUCGUCAGCAGCAGGGAUAUUUCUCUAUGAUAUUAAAUAAGCAUCUUAAGCAAUGCACCUUGUUUAUAUAGCAUUUCUACGUCUUGUUACCUUUAAAACAAAUACAUGUACAGUACAUUACAUAUAUAAAACAUUCUAUAUUUACGUGAUAACAUUGGUGCACAUAAUACUCAUCCUCCACUGUGAUGUAAAGUAUUAGAGGGAACCUUGUAUGUGAUGGUGGUAGUGGUGGAUACUGAUGGUGGUAGUGGUAGAUGAUGGUGGUGGUGGAUACCGAUGGUGGUGGUAGUAGAUGAUGGUAGUGGAUGAUGGUGUGUGAUGGUAACAGUUGAUGGUGAUGGAUGGAGAUGAUCAUGAUGAUGGUGGUGGUGAUAGAUGAAGAUAAGAAUGGUGGUGGUGUGUAUUAAUGGUGAUGGAUGUAGAUGAUAAUGUUUGUGUCAAUUUUUUUUUCCACAGCAGCUAGUUUAUUGUGCACCUCACAAUACUCGUAUGAGCAGUAGCACAGAAAAGAUUACUUAGUAGAGGCCACAAAAGACGUUUAUCAGACCCCAGUGGUCAGGAUAUUACGGCUUUGAGCGUUACAGAGUAUUUUCAGUAUACAUUGUUUGUUUAAGUCAGUUAAAUUGAAGUUUACUGAGCUGUUGGAUGUGAAGUGUGGAUACAGCUUUAGUAUAGUACUGUAUCAGCUGUCUUAUCAUCAGAGAUAGAGUUAUGUAUGCUUGGAUCUGUCCCUAAAAGGUUCUAUUUUUCUGCAUUCUUUGGAGUGUGUGGGCGAAGGUCUGACUGCACACUUCAAAUUUAGUUUUGUUCAGACCUGUCUGAGGGGCAUACUGCCAAAGGUACUUACUGUAUAUCCUAACCUUAGUCUAGCAGUUACAAUUGUUUGACAGUCCUAUUUUGUAUUCAACAGUAUCCUUGUUGGAUUAUUAUUACUGUAUUAUUUAAUUAAUUUAUUACACUCCAGGGAGCAACAAGCCUAGUCACAAGACCAUGUGGUUAGACACUAAUAUAUUGGUACAGGGUAUUUGUGUCUCACAGGACACACUAUGACUUGUGAUAUAGAGAUAAUAUUGAGAUAAUUUAAGGACAAUGAGAGUUAGAACUCAUCAACACAUGGGUAGUAUACAAGAAUUAAGUCUAAAUUAUUCUCAAGAAGUAGGUGGUGACAUAUAGUAAAACCUUGAUAACCCGGCAUAUAAGGGGCCCUGGCCUUGCUGUAUUAUCCCAAAUUCCGACUUAUCAAGGCACUCCACCCUCCUACAAAAAUACAACAAUAAAAAUUGUUGCCCCAUGUAUGUAUAUAUGUACAGGGGGUAAUUACUAAUUUAAAAAAAGUAACACUUACACAGGCAGUGGUGGCCAGUGGUUCCUCAGCUGUCAGUGGGUGUAUGUAACUUACCUUAUUUACCUAACAGCCAGCUAAAUUUUAAGAGGCCAAUAAGGUAAAUAUACUCAUGUGGUGCUGCCAGGCACCUUCAAUUAUAAAUAGAAAGUAAACGAAUUUUAUGCUAUGAUCUCUAUACAUUAUGUGUAUCAUUGUUCUUAAUACUGUACGAACAAUUUCAUUGCAAUUAUUUUUUUAAUUAGAAAUUGUAAAUUGUAAAGUAAGUAAACAGUUAGAGGCCUUGAGCAUUGGUCAUUUGUUUCGAACUCAUGCCUAUGGUGGUGUCACAACCAUACUUACGAAGUGGGAAAGUGACACCACAGUUUUCAGUUUUACAAUAAAGUUAUGCUACGUUUCAUGACAUUUUAAGUAAAAGAAGCACAAAGAUAUAAUUAUCUUCUGAAGUUAGUUGUCUUUUAACCCCUUCAGUCAGAGGAAAUACCAGGUACAAGACAUCCUUACACAAUACUGCUCUUUGUCAUUGAUGGAACGCUCUCAUAUCCCACUAGUCUUAUUGCCAAUAUUUUUUUUUAUUAUUAUUAUUGUAUGUGCCUGGUGGGGUGAGUAAUGAGGUGGUGUGGGAGUAUUUCUGAUGAAAACCUGUGGUGUGACUCGGCUUGCUCGCCUCGCAAGUAAGUGGACUCGGGUUCAAUCCCCAGCCAAGGUGAAACUGGGCAAGUUCCUUUACACCAUUUGCCUCUUGUCUUCUCAGCAGUAAGUGGGGAUUUGUGGAUUAUUUUACAGAGUAAUAUAAAUUUAAUAAAAAUACAUAUAUCUACCCAUAUUACGAGUUGAAAAAUAAAAAUAACACAGCUUCUCCUAGUAGGAGGAGAGGUAAAGCAAUGUAGCUACGGAGACAUCUAAAGGCAGUGGCACACUGGGCACUUUCCCUCCCAACAUGUUGGGCAAACAUGGUCUGGCCAGCAAAACAGAUGUUUUCAUGACACUGGGAUGUUUUGUUGGUGCGUCUGCCCAAUGCAACAAAAACAACAAAGCGUCUGGGCAAAGUUCGCCAUGGAUCCCGUUACUACAGUUGAGGCCUUGCAGGAUUAUGCUAUAGUUUUUCAAUUGCUGAAGCAAGUAAGGCAUCUGCAAAAGCCAAAGAAAAGACAAUGGGCAUGUCCUGAAGUUUGUUUACAAGUGGCGGUGACUGGCUGGUAAACAAAUACCCUGAAUAAUGAUAUAAUAAUAUACUAAAAAGUUUUAAUGUGACGAAUAAAUAGAAACAUGUCACCUUUUUAUGUGUUAUAUUUUAAAUUAUUAUUGUUUCAUGAUUUAUUUAAUUUUUACUUGAAUAUUCAUCUCCUAAUAUGAAUUUCAUUUGAGCACUUACCCAGCCAGCAAAGCUUGCCGCCAGACUCGUGUCCAUUUCCCGUAACAAAUAAAAUCCUGCUGCUUGCUGGGCCAUGAGGCCUAGCGGCCAGCAAAAGAGACAACAUGUUGGGAGGAAAGUGCCCAGUGUGCCACCGCCUUAACUUGGUGAUCUCUAUAAAUGUAUUGAUUUUAUGUCUAUUUAUAAAUUAUUUAAGUUAUUUAGACAUAAUUUAAUCAUUAUUCCAGAAGGAUAUAAAACUUGUUUGGGCUCUUCAGGGUCUUGGGAACGGAACCUAUUUUCCCCCAUAAGUUAUUAAUGUCAGUGUAUGAUUGCUCACUUAACGAUGGCUUUUUGAGGUUUGUAACCCCAUUGUAAAAUGGUCAUUGCUUAUACUUUAGAAAAAAAAUGGGAAAAAUUGCAACAAAAAAUCAUGUACAGUAUACAGGGUAUCAACAUUGUAUCCCAUUUUAGUCAUAAGUACUGUAAAUACAGUAAUGUAUAUUUUGUAAAUAUUUACUGAGAAUUAAGAAAUAAAAGAAGGGGCACUAUAUCAGUAAACAACUGUAAUAGGAUAAUAUAACCUAGAAAUUAAAUGUUAUAUGCCGAGUAUAGAUAAACUAUGGUACUUGUGAUGGGGGUUUAGGACUAGUAUAUCAGCACCUAGGAGCAAAGAGGUUAAAAGGCUUAAAUUACAUUAAUUUUUCUGCCUACGGGAACGCAGUUCCCCUAUACAGUACAACCCCCGCCAAUCUUGUGUAAAACCCUGUGUAUGCCAGCACAGUAAUAAUCUUAGAAAUUUUAUUAUCAUCAUUUUUAAGACAGUGCAUUGUUGUAUCUUAGAAAGUCACAUAUGACAGACUGAGUGUUAUUAGAUCCUUCUCUUGGUAAUACUGUAAUGUUGAACAGUUUAUAUUUAUGAAUACUUUACACUAAGAAGUUGUGAUUAUUAUUUUAUGUGUUCACUUAAAAUUACAAGGUAGCAGUAUUUCUGUAUUUGUAAGUGUACUUUAAAGCAGUUUGGUGUUUACAGAUACUGUACUAUACAGUAUUGUACUUGUAUUUAUAAGUGCACUGUGAAGUACUAUAGUGAUGUCUUUAAAAGUGGUAUUGUAUAUACUGUACUUCUACAAAUGUACUUAGAAGUACUGUAGUGGUAUUCAUUUGUAUUUGAAAGUGUACUUAAGAGUAAUAAUGCUUAUUUGUGUUUAUAAUGCACUUGGUAGCAGUUGUGUUUUUGUAUUUAUAGUGUAUACAGUAUAUGAAACAUUUAUGUUUACUGUACAGUAUUUGUUUUUACACAGUAAGUGGUCUUUAUUUGUAUUCAUCAGUGCAUUUGGAAGAAUUGAAGUUAUUUGUUAAAAAAUGCACUUAGAAACAGUGAUGUGUAUUUCUUUUUGUAAUACUAUUUAGAGGGAAUGGUGUUGUGGGUAUUUAAUAUGCAUGGCUGGUUAUACUCAUGUUUUUUAGUACACUUAGAAGUAUUGGUGCUCAUUUGUAUAGUGUUUACAAUAAGACUUAAAGGCAGAGAUUUUUUAAUUACUCUAUAAUACACCUUUGAGUACAGGCAGUCCCCGGGUUACGUCGGAGUUCCGUUCCUAAAGACGUUCUUAAGUUGAAAAUGUACUCAAGUCGAACCACAUACGGUAUCCUAUGUGCAAACCAUACUUACAGAACCAUGUUUAAAAUUCCACUACUGUAUAUCAAAGCCUCAGUUCUUAUACAGUACUGUAUAACUCUAAACUCUAAAGUCACUUAAUUUAAGAUAAAAGAAGAAAUAGAAUUACAAAAUACAUUUAAUGAAAGUAAAAAAAAGUAAGUCAUCUGGUAAAUAAAAUACUGUAAAUUUAAAGUUUAACUGUAUGGGACCUCAUACGUAUCGGCAGAUGUUCAUAAGUUGGACGUACGUAACCCAUGGACCUGCAUAUGUAUAUUGUAUAAGUGAGCUUAGAAAUAUUUAGUUGAUUGUUUAAAUGUACAUAGAAAUAGUCGUGACCUUUGUACUGUAUAGGGUAUUUGCAAAUUUAUUUAGACACUAAAAAAUUGUGGUAUGUUAGAUAAGUACAGUAGAAGAUUUACCCAGUUUUGCCCAGGUUAUUGGGACAACUAACUCCUUUUGGAGGGAUAGGAGACAGUGCACGACCAUUCUCCAGUCCAUCCGCACCUCCCAAGGUUGGAUCUAGGAAUAUCAAAAGGAAGGGGUCCAAGAAAUUGUGGGUGGGGGGACAUGGCGAGCACAGUGAGUCCACCCAGCUGGGGGAGGGGGGGUCUGUAAGCCCUCCCCAUAAAUAUUUUUUGUAUUCUGAACAAUAUCAUGGGCAUUUUGAGGCCAUUUUGAAACCAAAUGCACUUGAUACAGUAUUAGGAGAUAUUCUAAGGUCAAUAGUAAUUACUUUUUACAAUACAAAAAUGCCUGAGUACAAUACUGCAUUAAAGAAAAAGUAUUGGAAUUUUCUGAUGAAAAAGGGGGUCUGGACCCCAGGACCCUCUCCUUGGAUCCGAUCCUGCCUCCCUACCAAAUUUUGGCGCUCUAUCUUCAAAACUGUUGAUCCACUGGUGGUUGGCUCCUGAAGGGUUGACCCACCCCUUUUGAAAGGACAGGAGAUAGUGCACAAUCAUCUUCUAUGCCUGCACCGCCCUACCAAAAUUCCGCUUUCUAUCUUCAAAACUAUGGAAAUGCAUAAGGAACAUACAAACAAAAUGUAUUUUGCAUAAGUAAUAUCUUCAUUAACCCGAGUCCCUGUCAGCUGGAACUCUUCAGUACCCAGAAUUGAAAUUGGAACAUUUUUUUUAGAAAAUUCCAAGAAACUUCCUGGAUUUUUUAUUUUAUUUUUUUUUCUUGGUUUGGAGCAAGUUUCAAGGAUGAAAUAUUGUGUAAUUUCAAGAAAAUUCAGAGAAACUUUUCCCGGUAGUACCUGGAAAAAUCCCUAAGAUAUGGAAUUUUUGGGGGUUUGAGAGACUCGCCUCGUUCCCCAGAAAUUUCUCCUCUCCGGAAGAGCUCUGCACCAAUUAUUCCAGCUAAUAGGGACAACACAAUACAGUAUGGUACAGGGUAUAUAAAUUUCGAUUUUUUAUACCAUAUCUAUAAGUGUACUUAAACAAGUGCAUACUUUUACUGCAUGUGAAUUUUUGUGAUGCAAGUUGAUUUACAUUAUUAUUUAGUACUUUUGAAUGUAAAUUAAAAUAAAACUUAAAAAAAAAAAGCA